This is a messenger RNA of Opisthorchis viverrini, 2053 nucleotides long. RefSeq lists its product as hypothetical. Bases 1 to 1983 code for a protein of 660 amino acids. The record is from RefSeq and is a predicted model, not a curated record. The transcript is spliced from 15 exons. NCBI's taxonomy places the organism in Eukaryota, Metazoa, Platyhelminthes, Trematoda, Opisthorchiida, Opisthorchiidae.
AUGGAUACUAGUGAUUUCCACACAGUCUUGAAACGACUUCAAGAUUAUGACCUAGUAUUGCUCGAUCGGACCAGUUUGGAUGUUUUGGGUUCUACCCUCAUUGCAUUGGGGCAGAAAAACUUGAAGCCGUUUGACUCCUUCCAGUUGCAUUCAGAUACCACUUCCACACAAAAGGUAGCAUUCCUCCUUUUCUGCCCUCUCUCCGUACGAGUUCUCGAACACUUGUGCCAAAUAUGCAGCGUGUAUCUCCAACUUACAUGUGCCAAUGUUUUUACACCCUACGUAGCCAGUGCAGUUACGCAACACCUAGACCAGUUCGUUGAACAACCGGACUAUCCAGUCGGAGCACUGAAAUACAUCUCAAAGAAGUUUGGUGCUAUUCAUCUGAAGUUCGAACACAUUCCUUUCUUCUCACGGCUCACAUUUUAUCCGGAUCUGAUCAGCCUACCGAAGUUUCAUGAGUUUGGUGAGGAAACAGAACCCUUGCAAGGAGCCUUCCACGAUCUGAAUACUCUGUUAUGGUCGAUAAAGGCUUUGGAAGAAGUCUAUUCACUUGGACCCAACGCGGAGCGUAUCGCAUCCGAAUUUGCCUCUGAAUUCGCGCCGGCAUUAGAAAGGAAAAAGCACCUACACUCAUUCGGAGGCUCUUGUUCAGUUUCCGUUAUUUUUAUCAAUGAUUUAACCGUCUGUGACCCAGUAGCCUGCAUCGGACCGUACAUCAAACCUGGUCAUCUGCUGGAUUUGGUAUUCACCGAGCUUUCGCCUGAUGGCCACUCAGUCAAAGUGUGUUGGGACACACUGAUGAAUCAUACUACACAGGAUGACAGUUGUGACUUGAACGAUGAUGACAAACUAGAACCAUUCUGCACCGAUCUCUUGCAAACGGAAUUCCUGGGCACACACCAUUGGCUUUCACAGCAGCUUACUUUGAAGGAGCAGGAUGCAAUGAAGGCCCUACACAACACUCUCAUGGACAUAGCGGAACGAGUGCAUCACGAUUUACCAGAGUUCUCGAAAGCUCCGCAAACUAGAGCGCAGUGGGCCACACUGUUCCAUCAACAUGUCAAGGACCUAAUUGGCCCAGUUUGUCAAUCAGACCAUUUGAAUAUGCUUGAUGCUCUCCAACUGGUCAUGGCCAGCAGCACUGCCUUAUCUGCAUUUUCCAAGCGUGUUCAUUGUGAACCGGAUUCCGAUAAGGAUGAGGCUCCACUGUCAAACGUAAAUUUAGAGAAGCUACUGUCCCGUUUCGAACGUUCUCUCUUGGUGGCUAGUCAGCUAGAUGCCAAAGCGAUUGCCCAGCUGAGUGAACCGGACAAAUGCGAGCCGGUUCUUUUGAACGCCUUGCGUGAAGCAAAGAUACUGACGUACCUUGAUGACAGGUUCCUCUUCGUCGUGUACCUGAUGAGCCUUAUGCCUGUUCAAGUUCGGGUGUCUCCAGUCGUCUGGGAACUUGUUGAGGACCUUUUCAACACAGGGCAGCGUAUUCGGAAGAUUAGUCCGGGUGUUAGAGGUAACCUCAUCCCCACUUUUAUGACCACCAGAAGGCUGAUAUCAAAUUUAAUCAACUUGUGGGAACAACGUCGUUCACUGCCGAGCUAUAAUAACGUGUGGACAAAUCAACCGCGAUAUCGCUCCCCACUGGCCCAACUUAUGAAAGACUUGUUGGGAGCUCGAACAAACCCAAACGAGCCGAGCCCAGCGCUCAAAGGCCUCAAGCAUCACACAGCCGCCUCAGGUUCAGCCAAGUGGCUCACCGGCCUUAGUCGAUAUAUCCGGAUCGCCGGUUCGACUGCACAAGAAUCCUUACCGUACACGACUGACUAUGUCAUUUUGGUAAUGUUGGGAAGCGUUCCGUUUGCUCUGAUCCGUGAUCUUAUGGAAGUUGUGAAGUCACAAAAUUCUGGUUCACCCCUCAAGUUGAAAAUAAUGGCCAAUCGAUUCACCGGUGGCCUCGCAGGAUUGUCGGGGUUUUUCUCAAUUUGAUUGCAGUGUCAUUAUUAAUCGGACGUCUUUCAUUCUUGCAAGAUAAAUAUUACCGUGCGGAUAAAUUUAU